Candida dubliniensis CD36 is the source of this 741-nucleotide messenger RNA. RefSeq names its product Gcf1p (gene GCF1). The coding region runs from base 1 to 741 and encodes 246 amino acids. The record is from RefSeq and is a predicted model, not a curated record. Lineage: Eukaryota; Fungi; Ascomycota; Pichiomycetes; Serinales; Debaryomycetaceae. The transcript has a single exon.
AUGUUGAGAUCAUUCGUAACAUCUAUUAGGCCAAUUGCAUACAAUGCUACGGCAUGGAUUUCGAUUAGAGCAUUGGCCACAACUGCUGCAACCAGCACAACCAAAAAGUCAUCUACCAAAGCAUCUCCAAAGACCCCCAAGAAGACCCCCAAAAAGUCUGCUAAUGCUCCUAAGGUCGAUACCAAAGUUGUCAGACUUCAGAAUAAGAUCAAUACUGCAAAGUCCAUUAGAAAGAACUUGCAGCAACAAAUCAAAGAGAUUUCCGCUCAACAUAAGACUUUGAGUAAAGAAAGAAAAUUCGAGGAAAAAGCAACACGCAAGAUUCAAAAAUUGUCACCAAAUAAUUUUUAUGCUAUGGCGAAAAAGGUUAGUAUCAAUGUUUCUGUUUCUGAACUUAAUCAAUUAUCUGAGGAAGAAAGGGCAAAAUGGAUAGCUGCUCGUGAUGCUUAUUGGGAAAAGGCUAAAAGCUAUUUCACCCCCAAACCAAAGCUCGGUGCCAAUGGGUUUGCAAAAUAUGUACAAGUAAAUUACGUCAGAGGUGAAUCCAUAACCGAUACUAUGAAGAAGUUGGCCGAUGAAUGGAGAGAAUUAUCUGAAACUGAAAAACAGCAAUACAAAAUCAGUAAAGAAGACAGAGAACAAUACAAGAAGGCUUUUGAAAAAUGGAGAGAACUUAGAGUGAAGGAAUACAAGGAUUAUUUGAAAUUCAAGGAAAAUUACAGAGUGGAGGACUACUUGUAA